Molecule: messenger RNA, 231 nt
Organism: Necator americanus (New World hookworm)
Lineage: Eukaryota; Metazoa; Nematoda; Chromadorea; Rhabditida; Ancylostomatidae
Exons: 5
Coding region: 1-231 (76 amino acids)
Source: RefSeq, a predicted model, not a curated record
AUGUUGUUAAUUCUGACUGUCGGUGUUUCGCUCCUCUUCACCGCUACUGCUCGUCCGCUUGAUCCAGAAAUGCAUCAAAUCGGGCAGCAUAGGAUUAUUGAUGGACAGAUUCCCUUCGACACUGUUGUUGUUCCACCGGUUGUGAGAAUAAGAACACUUCCCUUUGACGAUUGGGCUGGAACUUCCGAAAUAUGGCGGGUGAUCACUGAUGGGGUAUUCGGUGGGAACUGA